This is a messenger RNA of Lathyrus sativus (Indian pea), 2538 nucleotides long. The record is from the annotation of a GenBank genome assembly. Lineage: Eukaryota; Viridiplantae; Streptophyta; Magnoliopsida; Fabales; Fabaceae.
AUGUCGAGGAUAUUGGUGAAGAAUCUCCCUAAAUACGUUGCAGAGGAUCGACUAAAAGAAUUAUUUUCUCAGAAAGGAGAAAUAACCGAUGUCAAGCUUAUGCGUACCAAAAAUGGUAAAAGUCGACAAUUUGCUUUUAUCGGAUUUCGUACAGACAAGGAAGCUCAGGAAGCGAUUAGAUAUUUUAAUAGAUCUUACCUUGGCACACUUAGAAUUACUUGUGAGGAGGCUAAAAAACACGGUGAUGCAAGUCUUCCUCAUCCGUGGAGUCGACAUUCAACAAAAGUAGACAAUAAAGUGAUCCCUACAGAUGCUAACAAUCAUGCUAAAGCUAAAGGGCAAGGAGACUAUUCUAAGAACAUUGAUGACCCGAAGCUUCAAGAUUUUCUUCAGGUCAUGCAACCUCGGGCAAAGUCUAAGAUGUGGGCAAAUGAUACUUCAGUUGUAUCCAAUGAUGGCAACAACCAAGCACCAUUGAAUAAGAAGACCAAAGGUACAUCAGUUGCAAGCAUUCCUAUCGUAAGUGUCUCACAAGUAGAUGGAUUACCAAAUAAUCCUGAAUCCGACAAGUCACACGAGCUUAAGCAUGAUAAAGUGAUUUCUGAUAUGGAUUAUUUCAAGAGUAAAGUGACAACGGAGUGGUCUGAUUCUGGAAGCAGUGAUGAUGAAAACGACGACAGCAACAGCGGUUUGGCAUCUUCUGACGACGAUGACAAAGAUAACCACAUACAUGCUAGCAAGCGUGAAGAAAAUUGUGGUAAUAAACUUUCUGAGAGAACCCCAAAAAGUGAUGAUCAACAGUUAGAUUUAGAGGGCCAAGAAGAUACUUCUAGAGAGGAUGUUGCCAAUGAUAAGUCUCAUGUGAAUCCAACCGAGGAAGAGGGGCAGUUAUCAAAUCCAGAAGAUAAGAAAGGAGUUUCUGAGUCAUGUCGGCUGUUUGUCCGUAAUCUGCCAUAUACGACCAGUGAGGAGGAACUGGAAGAGCAUUUCAGUCAGUUUGGUAGUGUCUCACAGGUUCAUUUAGUUGUUGAUAAGGAGACAAAACGAUCCAAAGGAAUAGCUUAUAUUCAUUUUUCAGUUCCAGAGUUUGCAGCCAGGGCAUUAGAAGAGUCAGACAAUUCAAUCUUCCAAGGGAGAUUAUUGCAUGUUAUGCCAGCUAUACCAAGACAUUCCAACAAUGAAGAGAACAAGGACCAAGACUCUAAAACUCUCAAACAACGAAGAGAGGAAGAGAGGAAAGCAGCUGAGGCUAGUGGAGAUACCAGAGCAUGGAAUAGUCUGUUCAUGCGCCCUGAUACAGUUGUAGAAAACAUUGCUCGGAAAUAUGGUGUUAGUAAAAGUGAUUUAAUGGAUCGAGAAGCCGAUGAUCUUGCUGUACGUAUUGCUCUGGGAGAAACUCAAAUAAUUUCAGAAACAAAAAAUGCAUUUAAAAAAGCUGGAGUGAAUGUGGAGUCCUUGGAAGAACUUACGAAGGGUAAAGUUGAAGGCCUGAAAAGAAGUAACCAUGUACUUUUAGCAAAAAAUUUGCCCUAUGGUUCUACAGAAGAUGAACUUGCAAAGAUGUUUGGGAAAUUUGGUAGCUUGGAUAAAAUAAUUCUCCCCUCGACAAAAACAUUGGCCCUGGUUGUCUUCCUUGAACCAGCAGAAGCUAAAGCUGCUUUUAAAGGUUUAGCUUACAAGCGUUACAAGGAUGCUCCCUUAUACUUGGAAUGGGCUCCUUCCGACAUUCUUAUCCCAAAAUCAACAUCUGAAACUAAUGAGGUGAAUGGUGGCAUUGGUGAAAAGGAUGUCAAGCGACUGAUACUAGAGCAAGACGUGGAAAGAAUAUCAGAUAUGGAUAUUGAUCCGGACAGAGUAGAGGCUCGGUCUCUAUUUGUCAAGAACCUAAAUUUCAAGACAACAGAUGAGAGUUUGAAGAAACAUUUCAGUGAAAACAUGAAAGAGGGGCGGAUUUUGAGUGUCAAGGUGAAGAAGCAUUUAAAAAAUGGGAAAAAUGUUUCUAUGGGGUUUGGAUUUGUUGAAUUUGACUCCGCAGAGACUGCCACGAGUGUUCGUAGCAAUUUGCAGGGGACUGUUUUGGACAGUCAUGCUCUUAAUUUACAACCUUGUCAUGUCAAAGAUGGUGGUAAAGUACCAAAGAAAGUUGAGAAAGACAAGAGUUCAACUAAGUUGCUUGUGAAAAAUGUUGCUUUUGAGGCAACCGAGAAGGAUCUGAGACAAUUGUUUAGCCCGUUUGGCCAGAUUAAAAGCUUAAGAUUGCCAAUGAAGUUUGGAAAUCAUAGAGGCUUUGCUUUUGUGGAGUAUGUUACUCAGCAGGAGGCGCAAAAUGCUCUUACAGCACUCUCAAGCACUCACUUGUAUGGAAGACAUCUGGUGAUAGAGAGAGCGAAAGAAGGUGAGAGUUUGGAGGAACUACGAGCUCGAACUGCUGCUCAAUUUAAUGAACACAGUGGAUUUCAAGAUGCUAAUUCAUCCAAGAAAAGGAAGGCCUUUAGCAUGCUAGAUGAAGAAAAUAUGAAGUUUCAAAGGUUUGAUUAG